AUGACGAUGACCGACUUGGGCGUGGAAUGUGUGGUCGGGCUAUGCAUGGCGGCGGCCAUCUGGUGGGUCGCGCGUAGGAGGUGUCGCUCCCACACGGAGGAGCCCAAGACGCGCCUCGACUCGGCCGACCCGGCCAAGGUCAUGGCCCUCGCCGACGACGCCGCAGCCGCCGCCCACGACGCGCUCCUGGCCGAGUGCGACAGCACCAGCGAAGCCGACGAUGACGACAGCAGCGUGCAUUCUCUAGACGAGCAACCUCCUCAACCUCCUCAACACCAACACGAAGACUCGCCGUUGAACAAGGAGGAAGAUGAUGAUGAAGAUGAAGAUGACGACGACGAUGAAGCGGCUGAGACGGACGUGACCGAGCAUGAUGAUGGCGGCGACGAAGAGGUCGAGGACGAAGAUGACGAAGACGACAACAACGAAGAUAGACCCUUGAUAGACGAGAAGAUGAUGGAGGAGACGAUGGCGCGGGCGAUGGCGAUGGCGGCCAACAUGGGCGUCAACAUGUCCGAGAGCUUCAUGGCCAUGGAAGAGUUCCUGGUGCUCGAUACGCCUCAGCCCGCCGCCGCCAUCGAGGAGGAGCGCAUGCGGAUGGAGGACCCCGCCUCGUUCGUCCACCUCGACGAUGCCGGCAUCGACGACAACAGCGACGACAACGACAACGAGCAUGAAGGGGAGGACGAAGAGGAAGAAGAGAACGAGGAGGAGGAGGAAGAGAUGGAGAAGGAGAAGUCGGUGGGUGGCGAGGGCGAGCGUGAGCCGUCGUCGCAGGGUUUGAUGUCGGCGUUCUGGGCCAAGUGCGAGUACAAGGACGAGUGCAACCUGUGCCACUCGCCCUUCUCCUUCCUCGUCAGAAGGCACCACUGCCGCAAGUGCUGCGCCUCAGUCUGUAGCGGGUACGACGCACUGCAACGCGCUGCUGCGAUGACGAUGACGAUGACGAUGCUGUGUCCUGAUGAUGUGGAUAUGGAACGCAGGUGUUCGUCGAACAGCGCGGCGUUGGAGGAGUUCGGCGGCAGCGUGGAGCGGGUGUGCGACCGCUGCUGGGCCUCGGUGCAGAUGGCGGCCGCCGACGAUCGCCACCAGGAGGAGGACCACGACGCCGAUGACCAGCAGGACUCCGACGACGACGGCGGCGAAGAUGACAACGAGGCGGAGAAGGCGCUCUCCUCCUGA
Acanthamoeba castellanii str. Neff is the source of this 1182-nucleotide messenger RNA. RefSeq lists its product as uncharacterized. Bases 1 to 1182 code for a protein of 393 amino acids. The transcript is spliced from 2 exons. The record is from RefSeq and is a predicted model, not a curated record. Gene Ontology annotation, molecular function: metal ion binding. Lineage: Eukaryota; Discosea; Longamoebia; Acanthamoebidae.